UGACACUGCUUUUUUGUUUCAUCACCACAGAAUAUAUACAAAAAUGCGGUAUUUAAAAUAUUUAAGUAUAUUUCUCCUAAUAUGCCAAGUGAGAUUAGGUGGAGUUGAGACUCGAUCAACCAUAACUCGAAUAUCGAAUGAGCAGUUGGAAGAUCAAAAGGAAUUGCCAGAAACAGAAAGUGAUGACAGAGGUGAUUCUGUUCUUUAUUCUGUGAACAGAAGAACUUCGGAAGAUGUUAAAUCAGGAUGGAAUUUUCCCCCUGAUCACGAAAAAGUAGCUGGACAUUACGCAUACGAUGUUUCGGAAAAGCUUAAUCCUGACAAUCACGGCGGUGAAAAUAAUGAUGAUACAAAUGUGGAUGACAUUGAUAGCGGCAACGAUGUUAAAAACGAGGGUGCUGAUAACAAUGUGUUAGACGACAGUGGCGACAGCAGUGUAGAUGACAUUGGUGACGAUAAUGAAGAUGGCAGUAGCGACGACAGUGGUGGCGGCAAUGUAGAUGGCAGUGGAGAUGACAGUGAUAACGGCAGUGGAGAUGGCAGCGGUGACGACAAUGGUGACGGCAGUGGCGACGACGGUGGUGACGGCAGUGGUGACGGUAGUGGAAUUGACAGCGGUGAUGACAGUGGAGAUGACAGUGGUGACGGCAGUGGUGACAGUAGUGGUGACGACAAUGGUGACGACAGUGGUGACGGUGGUGGAGAUGACAGCGGUGAUGACAGUGGAGAUGAUAGUGGUGACGGCAGUGGUGACGACAGUAGUGAUGGCAGUGGAGAUGACAGUGAUGACGGCAACGGUGACGAUAGCGGUGACGGCAGUGGAAAUGACAGUGGUGAUGACAGUGGUGACGGCAGUGGUGAUGACGGUGGUGACGGCAGUGGUGAUGAUAGUGGAGAUGACAGUGGUGACGACAGUGUUGACGGUAGUGGUGAUGACAGUGGUGAUAGCAGUGGUGAUGGCUCUGGAGAUGGCAGUGGAGACGACAGUGGUGAUGGCAGUGGUGGCGGCAGUGGAGAUGACAGUGGUGACAGUAGUGGUGAUGACAGUGGUGAUAGCAGUGGUGACGACAGUGAUGAUGGCAGUGGAGAUGGCAGUGGUGAUGGCAGUGGAGAUGGCAGUGGUAACGGCAGUGGUGACGACAGUGAAGCCUUUCAAGUGGAUUAG
This is a messenger RNA of Hyposmocoma kahamanoa, 1165 nucleotides long. Its product is annotated as cell wall protein IFF6-like. NCBI's taxonomy places the organism in Eukaryota, Metazoa, Arthropoda, Insecta, Lepidoptera, Cosmopterigidae. The record is from RefSeq and is a predicted model, not a curated record. The transcript is spliced from 3 exons. Bases 44 to 1165 code for a protein of 373 amino acids.